AUGGCGCUUCCCCUUUCCCGAGAGCCAGAAAGAAGUAAGUUGAGGGCGACGGCGCCCGCCCGCCGCCUCCCGCCCCGCCGCCUCCCGCCCCGCCGCGGACGGCGCCCCCGCAGGGUCUCGGCCGGGUGGGGGGCCCGCACUUCGCUUUCUCGUCCGCCCCGCCGCCCGCUCGGGGGGCGCCGCUCAGCUCGCCGGGGGAGCCGGGACCCGAACCCCGCCGGACCCGCCGAGACCCCCGCCCGGGCCUCCCGCGACCCUGAGCCCCACGGGCCCCCUGAGCGCCCUGCCGCCACCGAGCUGUCAAAGCCGCUGGGCCCGAAGGGCGCCCCGCCGGGAGUAGAGGCCGGGGAGGGGGUCCCGGGGGCGGCCGGUAGCCCCGAGUCCCCACAACUUUCUUGCCCCCGCCCCCCACUCCCUUGGGGCCGCGUGGGAAGUCGCCCAGCGCCGCCCGCCCCUCCCCCACCGCCCCGCACCCCCAAAGCGCGGGUCCCUGUGGCGCCCCAGCCUGGAGGCGGCAGGAGGGACUCGGGGCUGGGGGGUAGCACCCCACGCCUGUGGGACCCCGAGGGUGCCGCCCCCCGUGCCCCUGAUCCCCUGUACCUGCUGGUGCCCCUACACCCCCUGCAUCCACCAGUACCCCCAGGGCCUCUGCACCCCCAGGGCCCUCUGCACCCCCAGCACCCCCAGGGCCUCUGCACCCCCAGGGCCUCUGCAUCUCCAGCACCCCAGGGCCUCUGCACCCCCAGUACCCCCAUGGCCUCUACACCCCCAGGCCCUCAGCACCCCCAGUACCCCCAGGCCCUCUGCACCCCCAGUACCCCCAGGGUCUCUGCACCCCCAGUACCCCCAGAGCCUCUGCACCCCCAGUACCCCCAGGCCCUCUGCACCCCCAGUACCCCCAGGGUCUCUGCACCCCCAGUACCCCCAGAGCCUCUGCACCCCCAGUACCCCCAGGGCCUCUGCACCCCCAGUACCCCCAGGGCCUCUGCACGCCCAGUACCCCCAGGGUCUCUGCACCCCCAGUGCCCCCAGGGCCUCUGCACGCCCAGUACCCCCAGGGUCUCUGCACCCCCAGUACCCCCAGGGUCUCUGCACCCCCAGUACCCCCAGAGCCUCUGCACCCCCAGUACCCCCAGGGUCUCUGCACCCCCAGUACCCCCAGGGCCUCUGCACGCCCAGUACCCCCAGGGUCUCUGCACCCCCAGUACCCCCAGGGCCUCUGCACCCCCAGUGCCCCCAGGGCCUCUGCACGCCCAGUACCCCCAGGGUCUCUGCACCCCCAGUACCCCCAGGGUCUCUGCAUCCCCAGUACCCCCAGGGCCUCUGCACCCCCAGUGCUCCCAGGGCCUCUGCACCCCCAGUGCCCCCAGGGCCUCUGCACCCCCAGUACCCCCAGGGCCUCUGCACCCCCAGUGCUCCCAGGGCCUCUGCACCCCCAGUGCCCCCAGGGCCUCUGCAUUCCCCGCACCCCCAGGGCCCCCAGUCCUGCCGCCUGGCGCCGCGCAGCCUGGGGGUUUGCUCUUCUGA
Erinaceus europaeus (western European hedgehog) is the source of this 1527-nucleotide messenger RNA. Its product is annotated as basic proline-rich protein-like. NCBI's taxonomy places the organism in Eukaryota, Metazoa, Chordata, Mammalia, Eulipotyphla, Erinaceidae. The transcript has 2 exons. The record is from RefSeq and is a predicted model, not a curated record. Bases 1 to 1527 code for a protein of 508 amino acids.